CCCAGUACAUCAAGGGCUAGUACAACAAUUUCGCUGAUGCCUUGUCUCGUAGACCAGAUUUCUCUGGUGCGCUGAUCAUUGAGUUUGGGCUUGCGGAUAAUGUUACUCAGUCUUUGGUGGAAGCCUAUCGGGAGGACCUGUUUAUGGCCGAGAUCAUACGCAGACUCGAGGCGAAGGACAAAGUAACUUCUGCCGAGUUUGAGUUGGUCAACGGCCUGCUGUUCCUUGAGAAGGCAGGGAAUAAAUGGUUGUGUGUUCCGCAUAGCGAGUCUUUGCGUAGUUUGUUUUUAGGAGAAUGUCACGAUGCCACCGGACAUUUUGGUUUUAAGAAGACUGCGGCCAAUCUGAUGCAGAAGUUCUGGUGGCCCUCUAUGAUGAAAGAUGCGAAGCUGUACGUGGAGACUUGUCAAGUCUGUCAAAGGGACAAGCCACAUACUCAGGCUCCUCUUGGGCUCUUGAAGCCGCUUCCGAUUCCGGAAAGGCCCGAUGAGAGUCUGUCCAUGGACUUCAUGGAUACGCUGAUCACCAGCAAGAGUGGAAUGCGUUAUAUCUACGUCAUUGUGGAUAGAUUUAGUAAGUGUGCUAGGUUAAUAGCAAUGCCGAAAACAGCAAAAACGGAGUAUGUGAUCCGAAUGUUCAAAGAGAACUGGGUUAGAGACUUUCGUUUACCGAAGUCUAUUGUUAGUGACAGGGAUGUCCGGUUUACCAGCGAGUUGUGGAAGGCCGCUGCUGCAGACCAGGGCACUCAGUUGCAGAUGACUUUUGGGAAUCACCCAGAGGCCAAUGGACAGGCUGAGCAACUGAAUCGCGUUGUACAACACCUGUUGAGGCACUACAUCAAGCCCAACCAGGUGGACUGGGAUGAGAAGCUGGCUCUCAUCGCCAGCUUGUACAACAACGCUGUACACAGCGCCACCGGGGUGAGCCCAAACAGCUUACUGCUACGUUUCAAGCCUAGACUGCCCUUAGACUUUCUUCUUCCUGAGAAUCAGACCACUGCUGCACCAGGUACCUUAGAAUCUGCUUAUCGGUAUGAACAGAAGAUGCACCAGGCUGUAGAACAGAUGCAAAAGGCACAGGCGACAAUGAUAGAGUCUGAAAAUAGACACCGCCGUCCUUCUACGUUUCAGGUUGGGGACCGAGUCUGGGUUAAGUCUUCAGAACUGGGACAGGAGCACGGGAUUUCCCGCAAACUCAUGCCCCAGUACUUUGGACCCUGGGAAGUCUUGGACAUCGUUGGGACAGAUCCGGAUGGGCCAUCUUAUGUUAUCCGGAUUCCUGGUCAUCUCCGUACUUACCCUGUCUUUCACGCCUCCAAGCUGCUACCUUUCAAAGAUACUGAACAGUUUCCAUCUCGUCGCUCAAUGUUGCCCCCAACCAUGGAUGGAGAGGUGGACAUUGAUGAUAUUGUGGAUCACAGAGAGCUGCCGGUAUCAAGACCAGCAGGCAGGGGACGUCCUCCGAAACCGAAGCUGCAGUACCGCGUUCGGUUCCGGCAUCACACUGAUCCAAAGGAGGACCGCUGGGAGACGAAGCGACAUGAAGGCGAGGACGAGGAAGAGGAGGGGGAGGGCGAGGACAAGGAAGAGGAAGGGGAACACGAGGAGGAGGAGCGAACGGAAGGCGAACGGAGGGUAGGGAGGCAAAAAGAGAUAAAGCUGGAGGAGAAAGGGGAGAAGGAGGACAAAGGGGAAGGACGAGGACGAGGAAGCGGAAGAGGAACACGAGGAGGAGCGAAAGGAAGGCGAAAGUCUGAAAGGAGGGAGGGUAGGGAGGCAGAAAGAGAUGGAGCUGGAGGAGAAGGGGGAGGAGGAGGACUAAGGGGAAGGAAGAGAAGAGGAGGGGAAAGUACAAAGGAGGGAAAGGAGGGAGAAUAGGAAAAGUUAGGGGGGAAGUCGAAGGGGUGCGGGGGGGAUGCUAAAGGUGCGAAAUCGCACCACAUGGCUGCGCCAUGUGGCACU
Molecule: messenger RNA, 1961 nt
Organism: Chara braunii
Lineage: Eukaryota; Viridiplantae; Streptophyta; Charophyceae; Charales; Characeae
Source: the annotation of a GenBank genome assembly